CUACUUCAUAUUUUGACCUCAAAUUCUGCAGUGGAUCAUCUUGUAAACACAGCAAGUCUGGGACAUACUUUCUACUUCGAGGAAGCGACUGAUACAUCUGUGUUUCCACAUUUGCUGGACAUAAAUUUUUGGGGAAAUAUUUAUCCAACAUUUGUUGCUUUACCUUACCUGCACCAGAGCAAUGGUCGAGUCAUUGUUAAUGCAUCAGUGGAGAACUGGUUACCUCUGCCAAGAAUGAGUUUGUAUGCUGCUGCCAAGGCAGCUCUUGUAAACUUCUACGAGACACUGAGAUUCGAAGUGAAAGAUGACAUUGGAGUUACAAUCGCAACACAUGGUUGGAUUGGGAGUGAAAUGACUGGAGGCAAGUUCAUGCUAGAGGAGGGGGCUGAGAUGCAAUGGAAGGAAGAAAGAGAAGUACAUGUGAGUGGUGGAUCAAUGGAGGAGUAUGCAAGGCUGAUAGUAUCUGGGGCAUGCAAAGGAGAAUCAUACGUGAAGUUUCCAAGCUGGUAUGAUAUAUUCCUCCUCUACAGGUUUUUUGCACCAAAUGUUCUGAAUUGGACGCUGCGAAUUCUUCUUUCCUCGCAUGGCGCGAGGAAAACAUCUCUGGUGGGCACGGGGAGGCCCCUGCAGCUGGAGUACUCUGCAAAGCCUCUAAUUGAAGGCACCCCUCCCAGGAAACAGCUUCUUGCUAGUCCCACUCACUACUCCCAAUUCUCCACUCCGCAGCAGCAGCAGCAGCUCAAAUGGGAAUGAAAAAUGCUUUCACGUACAACCCCUACAUCCUUGCAUGCAUGUACCUCGUACCUUCUAUAAAUAGAUAAUUCGGUUUUUUUAUGCUGGAAAUUUGUCACGUACAGAUAUUUCUAUACUCUGUUUAAUAAAAAAACAUAAAUGUCGGAUGAUGCCUAGCUAGCUCUUUCCGGAUAUUUG
This is a messenger RNA of Corylus avellana, 930 nucleotides long. Lineage: Eukaryota; Viridiplantae; Streptophyta; Magnoliopsida; Fagales; Betulaceae. The record is from RefSeq and is a predicted model, not a curated record.